AUGAUCAAUUAUCAACAACAUUGUUGGUAUUAUAUAACAUGGCUUGGAUUUAUCUAUCAUUGUUUUAAUCAACAAAUUGUAGUUACAUGUCAACAACAAGCACAGUAUCAAUCCACUGAUUAUGAUUAUUAUCACAGAAUAGGAGAAAGAAAUGACGAGAAUGACGAUAGAUUAUUACCAUUACUACCAUCUGGUGUAAUGAUGAAUGAACCAGAGAAACAAUUUAAUUUCACGUUAUUAAAUAAUAAUAAUCAGAAUAAUAUUCAAGAUUCAAUACCAAUUAUAUCAGCUAUUUCAUUAGCUAUUGUAUUCGAUUCAACUGGUUCAAUGGGUAAUGAUUUAAAACAAGUGAAAAUUGGUUCAAGACGUAUAUUACAACGACAUUUACAACGUGGUGAAGCAAAUUAUAUAAAAGAUUUUGUAUUAGUUAAAGUACAUGAUCCAGAUGUUGGUCCAGCUAAAGUCACAACAUCAACUAAAACAUUUUAUGAAUAUUUAGAUAAUGUUUAUACACAAGGUGGUGGUGAUUGUCCAGAAAUGACAAUCACCGGUAUAGAAUUGGCGUUGGAAGCAUCUAGACCAAAUUCAUUAAUUUAUGUAUUCACUGAUAGUAGUGCAAAAGAUUAUAAUCGUACAGAGAAAGUAUUAAAUUUAAUACAACAAAAACAAAGUCAAGUUGUAUUUGUUUUAACUGGAUUUUGUAAUACAACGGAUGAACCGGGUUUUGAAGCUUAUCGUCAAAUUGCUACAGUUAGCUCUGGUCAACUUUAUAUUAUUGGUAAAGGUCAAGUGAAUGAAUUUAUGCAAGUAGUUGAAGCUGCGGUUGAAGCACGUAAAGUUCACAUACUACAACAAGAUACAUUAAAUAUAAAUGCAAAAACUUAUAGUUUUCCAGUUGAUUCACAUUUAUCACAAUUAACUAUACAAGUUACAAAUCAUCAACGUAAUCAAGCAAUCAAUGUGAAAAUUCGUAAUCCUGAAGGCAAAUUAAUCGAUAAAGAAGAUGGUCUUAAACAAUUAAUGAAAGCUGUCAAAUCUGUAUUUGUCGGAUCAAUCGAUCGACCGAAACCUGGUCAAUGGACAAUAGAAGUAAGCACAGAUGUAGAAGAAGAAGAAGGCAUUAUUGAUUCUGAAUCCUUGGAUACAAAAACUAAUACUGAUGAUGGUGACGGUGAUGAUAUAGCACAACAACGUGAACGAUGGAUUUCUGUUCGCGUAUCUGGUAUAAGUGAUGUUGAUUUUUUGCAAGGUUUUUCAACAACACCACGAUUAUAUAAUUAUGGAGCUUCGACACAACCGAUUGCAGUUCGUCAAGAUAUGAAAGGUGAAUGGACUUGUUUAGCUGAAAGUAUUGCUGGUUAUACAAGAGAAUCUGUAUUAAUGGAUGUUGGUUUUCCACCAAAAGUACUGACAGAUUUAACAAGUUCCAAAAUAUUAGCUGAAUUUUCAAUGGAUACAACAUUAACUUGUCCAGUAACUGGUCAACCAUUACCUAGUGUAAAAUGGUAUCGUGUUACUGGUUCAGGCAAUAUCCCAUUAACUUAUGGUAAUCGUUAUAAUUUACAAGCUGAUAAUUCUUUAUUAAUACAUGAUGUAAAUAUGGAAGAUGGAGGUGUAUUUCUUUGUGAAGCUGUAAAUAUGUAUGGUAAAGUUAGUCAUUCAGUUACAGUUGAAAUUGGUGGUACAAAGGCUCCAUCGAUUUCAUUUACACAACCAAAACAAUUAGUUCUUGUCGGUGCACCAGAAAAACAAAUUAUUUGUAAUGUACUUGAUGCAAAACCAGCUGCUACUGUAAUUUGGUUAAAAGAUAAUCAACCUAUUGAUACUAGAACAAGUGAAAAAUAUUAUCAAGAUGGAUUUAAUCUGAUUGUUCGUGAUAUCGAAAUUGAGGAUGAAGGAAUUUAUACGUGUAUUGCACGUAAUGUAGUUGGUAAAGCUAAAUUCGAUAUUGAAUUAGAUGUACAAGGUAAACCGAAAUUUUUAGAUUCGUCGAUUGGCGGUAAAAUUGAUGUAACACAAGGUGAUAAUUUAGUAUUAGAAUGUAAAGUUGAAGGUGAUCCAAAACCAUUAGUUGAAUGGCGUAAAGAUGGUCGAAUUAUUUUACCUCAAGGACCAGGAGGUGGAAGUGGAGGUGGAGGUGGUGGCGCAGCAGCUAUAACAAGUACAGGAACACUGUAUGGAUCCAAUAUAGGUACAACAGGACCAGCUAUUGUUAUUUCACCUGAUGGUUAUACGCUGACUGUAUAUUCAGUGACCGAGUCGGUUGCUGGUAGUUUUACAUGUUCAGCAAUUAAUGUUCAUGCAAUUGAGUCGAAAGAAUUUGAAAUAGUAGUUAAAACACCACCUGUUAUUUCAAAAGAUGGUAAUAGUGAAUUUGAAUUAGGUAAUCAAGAAAUUGGUUUAUUAACUUGUCUAAUUGCACUGAGUCAACCACCAGCUAAAAUAACAUGGUAUAAAGAUGGACGACCAUUGGAACAAAUUCCUGGACGCGUUAAUUUUCUUGAUCAUGGACAUACUGUGGAAAUACGUGGUAAAAAUGAAGAAGACUCUGGUUCAUAUGAAUGUCGUGCUGAAAAUGUCGCUGGAACAGAUUCAAGAUUUUAUCAAGUCACUGUGUUAAUACCACCUGAAAUUACAACCAUUGGACAGUCUACUCGUCGUCUUAUUCAAUCUGGUCAUAAAUUAGAACUUGAAUGUGGUAUGACUGGUUAUCCAGAACCAAAAUUAACAUGGUAUUGGAAUGGUAAACCAUUAUCCAGCGAUAAUAAUGAUCAACAAGAAGAAACAAUUGCAUCUAGUUUAGGCAUGCAAAUAAUUCAUAUGAAUCCAGAAAGAAAAGAUUUAUUUAUUCAAGAAAUGAGUACAGCUUUACAAGGAAAUUAUACUUGUAAAGGAAUGAAUAAAGGUGGUACCACUGAUUUAACUUAUGAAGUUAUUUUACUUGAAAAACCACGAAUUGAUAGUUUAAAUGAAAAAGCUGUUGUAUUUGUUAAUAAUACUAUUACAUUGACAUGUGAAGCAACAGGUAGUCCAUCACCAAAUAUUACAUGGUUAUUUAAAGGAAAACCACUUGAUUUAGACAAUGAUUCAGGAUAUCGCCUUGUUGGUCCAAAAAAUUUAAUGCUUCUAUCAGCAAAACCUUAUCAAGGUGGUGAGUAUGAAUGUAUUGCAGAAAAUGAGGCAGGAAUAGCUCAAGCAUUAACUAUUUUAACUGUUUUUGAACCAACUGGUGAAAGAAAUAUGGCACAAAAUCUUACAAUUCGUACAAUAAAAAUGGGUGGAAAUAUAACAUUCACAUGUGUAAUGAGUUCAAAUCCACCAGCACAAAUUAAAUGGUUUAAAGAUGAAGAAGAUAUUUAUAGUGUUAUGCCACAAGAUCGUUUUUCAGUUAGUUCUGAUGGUUCAGCUUUAACCAUUUUCAAUGUACGUCUGGAAGAUCAAGGUCAAUUUAAAUGUUUGGCGGUUAAUAUACCUGGAUCUUGGAAUUAUCAUUAUACAUUAGAAGUAACAUCAUCUCCUGGUAUACUGAGACGUUCUUCAUCACCAUCCAGAGUGAAUAUAAAUGAUGGACAAGAAUUACGUUUACAAUGUUUAGCUACAGCUAAUCCAGAACCAAUUUAUCAAUGGUUUAAAGAUGAUACACCAAUAAAUUUACAACUUUUAACAAUGUCAUCAUCAUCAUCAUCAAUGGAGGGUAAUGAUUUUUCACGUAUAACCGAGAUGACAAAUUCAACUAGUCGUUAUGAAUUACAUGAUCAAGGCCGACUACUUUUAAUACGUGGUAUUCAAACACAUGAUGCUGGAAAAUUUACAUGUUUAGCUAGUAAUCCAGUUGGUGAAGAUAGAUUAGAUAUAGAAGUUCAAGUAUCAUCUUCUCCAAGAUUUCUUGAUGGCUUGGAUCAUGAAUCACCAAUACUGGAAAGAGGUAAAUCACAUUAUUUAUGGUGUAAUGUGACUGGACAUCCAGAACCUGAAAUUCAUUGGGAAUAUGAUCUCCCAACUACUGGUCCAGGUGAUCGUAAUAUACAACAACGUUUGAAUGGGAAACAAUUAUUUUUACCAAAUGUUGACUACGGUAUCAUAACACGUUAUAUUUGUAUUGGUAAAAAUAAAGCCGGUGAAGCAAAACGAAUAUUUGAUCCAACUUUAGUAUAUGCCCCAGUCAUUAUUGGACCAGAAGGUAAAAAUCCAAGGCAUGUUUUACAAAACUCGAGUACACGAUUAGUAUGUGAUUGGGAAGCAUCACCACGAGCUCAGUUGGAAUGGUUUAAAGAUGGUGAAUUAAUUACAGAGGACACAUUUCCAAAUAUUAAUAUUUCUGUUGGUGAUACACAGCUUUAUCUAACUGAUGUACAAAGCUCAGAUGCUGGAAAUUAUCGUUGUGUAGUCAGUAAUGAAUAUGGUUCAGCUAAACGUCAUUGGCUUGUACAAGUUAUGUCUCCACCAUCAAUACGAUUUUCAAGUCAAGAAGGUGAACAUAAUAUACCACUUGGAUCAAAUUUAGCAUUAUUCUGCGUGGCAACCGGUAAUCCAUUACCUAAAAUUACAUGGACUAAAGAUGGAAAACCAUUAAAUAAUGAUGUUAUGAAAUUGUCAAUUAGUGAUGAUCAUGUACACUUACGAUUAAAUGAUAUUGAAGAAAAUGAUAAUGGACGUUAUGCAUGUCAUGUGAAUAGUGAAUAUGGUCAAGUAACGAAAACAUUUGAUAUUAAAAUAAUUUAUGGACCUAGACUAGAUCCUGAUGGUCAAUUGCAAUACAGUGUAGAACGUACUGUAGGAGCUAGUGCACUACUUGAAUGUCUUGUGUCUGGUAAUCCAAGACCAAAAAUUGAAUGGUUCAAAGAUGGUGUACCACUAGAUCAACUAUCAUACAGAUAUCGUUUAAUUAAUCAAGAUCGUCAAUUAGAAAUUAUAUCAAUGCAACCGGCCGAUGCUGGUCGUUAUCGAUGUGUUGCAAAAAAUAAUUAUGGUCAAUUAGAAAUUAAUACAGAUGUUUCAGUUGGAGCUCCAGCUCGUAUUGAUCGUGGACGUGUACGUACAGAAUAUACAGUUCGUGAAGGUGAUGAACUUGUGCUACCUUGUCCAGCUACUGGAUCACCCACGCCGAAAUUAUAUUUUACACGUACUGGUGAAACACGUCCAGGUAGUAGUAGUAGCAGUAGUAGAUAUGAUGAUAAUUCUGGUGUGAUUAAAUUAUCAAGACAAACUGAUAAUUUACCUAAACAUUCAGUUAUAUCACAGGAUCGUCAAUCACUUACUAUUUUUCGUACUAUAAAAAAUGACAGUGGUUCAUAUCAAUGCAAUGCAAGCAAUGCAGUUGGUUGGGAUAUCAUGGAAUACAGUGUACGAGUUCGUGUUCCUCCAACAUUUGACACAUCGAAUGUACAACCAGAAGUACAUUGGUUUGUCAAUCAGACAAGAUCAUUAGAUUGUACAUUGAUGGAUGGUGCUGAUCCUCCACCAAAAAUUAAAUGGGAACGAAAUAAUAUCCCAAUUGCUAAUGGACCAGAUAUACAAAUCUCUUCAGAUGGUAGUCGAAUCACAGUACCUUUAGUGAAAACAACUGAUGCCGGUGAAUAUAUAUGUCAUGCACAAAAUGAAGUUGGUAAAUCUACACAAAUAUUCAAUGUGCUGAUUUAUGUUCGUCCUAAAUUUAUUGAUCCAACAAGAAAAAUUCACAUCCAAGCAGUACAAAAUGAAACAAUACAAUUAGCAUGUGAAGCAACUGGUGAACCAAGACCACGAUUUGCAUGGUUUAAAAAAGAUCGUGAAAUAAUUCAACCACAAUUUCUGGAUUCACGUUAUACACAUUCACAAUUGUCAAGUUUAGCUAUACUAAGCGGUGACCAAUUGUUACAAAUAUCUAAUAUACAACCAAUUGAUCAAGGUGAAUACACUUGUACUGUGAAUAAUGGUGGUGGUACCAUAGAGAAGAAAUUCAAUGUUACAGUAAUUGUUCCACCUGUUAUCAUGAAACGUUAUGGAUCACCAGAAGAACAUCGUACAUCAGAAUUUAUUCCAAUUACAUUCUAUUGUUUGUUACAUGAUAUAAAUCAAACUAAAGCAGAAAUUACAUGGACUAAAGACAAUUCACCAAUAUUAAUGUCCCUUGAUGGUGAUUAUUUUGUUAUACAAGAUCAAGGUCAAAGUUUAACAGUGAUACGUCCAACAACUGAUGAAGUAGGAUUAUAUCGUUGUUUAGCAAAGAAUAGAGCUGCUGCCCCCAGAUUUCCAUCAGAUUUUGUACGUUAUCGUCAAAAACUUGUUGUACGUUUGGGUGCUGAAAUUGAAUUUGAUUUGCCUCCAUUAGUUCGACUAGAUAAAACAGAAGUACGUGAAAGAGAAGGUGCUACAUUCACUGUACACUGUUCUGCUGAAGGUCAUCCGAUGCCAUCAUUAGAAUGGUUUAGAGAAACUGGUGGAUUAUUUCGUCUUGGAACAAGUGUUGAUGUUAGCACUGGACUCUUAACAAUAACAGAUGCUAAAAAAGAAGAUAGUGGCCGUUAUAUAUGUAAAGCAAUCAAUAAAAUCAGUGAAGAUUCUAAAUCAGUUAUGAUAGAAAUCAUUGAACGACCUACAAUACAUACAACAAUGAAACCAAUUUUAGCUAGAGAAAAUGAACAAGUAUUAUUACCAUGUAGAACAAGUGGUACACCACCAAUACGUAUACAAUGGCUACUGCCAUCGGGUCAAUUAAUUACAGCUGAUCAACCUGGUGUAUUUCGAUUUCUUCCGGAACAAGUAGGUUAUAUUAUUUCAUGA
Messenger RNA from Schistosoma turkestanicum, 6762 nucleotides. The record is from the annotation of a GenBank genome assembly. Lineage: Eukaryota; Metazoa; Platyhelminthes; Trematoda; Strigeidida; Schistosomatidae.